AUGAAGAAGAAGAUCCGGAAGAGCGUGGAGGAAGCGCCGGGCUCGGCAGUGGACAGCGUCGGCGAAGAAGCGUUCGUCGACUCAGAGAUGAACGGCGUCGACGUUCAGCAAGGAGCAGCUGCGGAGUCUGCAGAUCUUGGCGUGUCGAUUCGGGACAAGAAGCGAAAGAAGCGGCGAAGCCGCGGAGAGCAGGAGGGCGGCGAAGCUUGCGACAUAGAUCACGUGGAGGCAGAGAAAAGCGAAAAGCCGCCGCGUCACCCCGGUGGAAAGCGGCCCUCCGCGACUUCCGCGACCGCCGCGGCCGCCGCCUCGCCGCGCUCCUCGUCUCCUGGCUCGCCGGUCUCCGCGCCUUCGUCGCUCGCUGGAGCGUCCAAGCGGAAGAAGACAGCUGGCGACGGCCUCGCGCCAGGCGCCGCCCUCUCGCUUCCUCAAAGACCCCCGAACCAAGCCUGUGCGUGGAAGCUCGGCGGCGGCAGCCUCGUCCACCGUGCCGCAGUCUUCCUCUGCGGAGGAAAAGUUCUCUGCGCGCCUCGCGGGGAGGCCUUCGGCUGCGAGGCGACUGCCGGCCCGCUGAGAAAACGCGAGCUCUGCUUCUUCUCUGCAGAAACCGGAAGGCUGCUCUACGUCACCCACGCCCACACAGACACAAUUACAUCGGUUGUGGCGCUGCCGCUGGGCGCGUCACCGCAUCUGCCCGCGUCGCUGGCGCUCUCCGCGUCGCUCGACGGUUCGCUGUGCCUCUGGGAGGCGCCUUCUCAACCGCUGAUGUCCAUGGCCUCGGGUUACCUGCUGCACGAGCUGGAGGUCGGCGUGCCGAUUUUGGCUGCCGCCUACGCACCAGGCACGCGCGAGGUGGUGCUGCUUGUUCAGGGCGAAGCGCGCGCGGCGCCGGUCUACGCUGUUUAUACACUGCCGCUCGGCGCGCUGCUGGCGCCGCCGGCUAAGGCGCGGCUGGCGCCUGCGCGCGCGGAGGCGGCGCCGAAGUUCGCCCUGAUGCCUGCGUUCCUUUUUUCGAUUUCGCAUCCGCCGACGGCCUUCUGCGCGAGCGCAAGCGGCAACUUCGUCGUCGUGGCUUCGGGAAAGCGGCUGUUGGUGUUCUCGCGCGAACUCGGCCGCCUGCUGCUGCUGCGGCACGUCGACCGGCUCGUCCAGGUGUCUGUGCACCCGACCGACGACUUCGUGGUCGCCGGCGACCGCAUCGGGCGGAUACUCAUCUUUUACUGUCUGAACGACGUCGCGGCCUUCCUUUCCGCGGGCCUCGAGGUCGCGGCACAGGAGGACGCGGCGGAGCCCCUCUCCCCCGCCUCGCGGCGUCUCCCCGCGCCGCUGCAUCUCUCGUCGGCGCUGCAGCCCGCCUCUGCGGGCGCGGCGGCAGCGAGCAAGCGGACGGCCGCUGCGUCUUCGCCCUCCUCGCUGUCGCCGCUGAUUCUGCAUUGGCAUGCGCACGCGGUGACUUCCCUCGCAUUCUCCGCGGACGGCGUGGUGCUUCUCUCGGGAGGCGAGGAGGGCGUCCUCGUCUUGUGGCACGUCCGCCAGGCGUUUCAGAAGCAGUUCCUACCGCGCCUCGGCGCGCCGGUUCUGCACAUCGCCGCGCAGGCGCGCGCAGCCGACGGCGCAGACCCCCGCGGAAGCCGUGACGACGAGCGCGUCGCCGUGAGCUGCGCAGACAACUCGCUCAAACUGAUUGACCUCGUCCACUUCCAAGUCUCGCGGGUCAUCCAGGGCCUCGACAUCCCCCUGCCAGCCUUCUCGCACGCGCAGGCCGCCGGAGGCGACUCCACAUGCUUUGCUGCGCUGGGCUUCGAAGCCGCGGUGUCCGCGGGGCUCUGCGCCGCCUGUCAAGGCGCCGCGAAGAAGGCGAGCACCGACAAGGCGAAAAACUCCGAGACGCCAGCGGCCGAGCGUGACGCCGAGGCGCCGGAGGACGACGCAGAUGAGAGCGAGAGGGAAACCGAGGGCAGCGACGCAGAGGCGCGGCAACACGCGAAGGGCGCCUGCAGCGCGUGCGGACGAGGCGUCGCGGCCGCGCAGGACAAGUCCGCGCUCUCGCCGUCGAGGCUCUUCCGGCUGUGGCAGGCGUCCGCGCGAGUUUCCUCCACGUCGCCGCGCGGCGUCUUCCUCUCCCCGCUGCUUCCGCUCUCGCCGGUGCGCGCGCUUGGCUUCGCGCGCGACCGCCGCCUGGCGACACCGAGCUUCCUGCGCGGUGCCGAGUCCAGCAACGCCCGCGGCGGCGGCAAGCCUCGAGCGGAGGGCGCGCAGGGCGCGGCGCUCGACAGCCGCAGUUUGCUUCUCUUCAGCGCCAAGGCCUCGCGGCUUCAGAUCUACGACUGCGAGAGCGACAAACACGUCUUCCACCUGCCGAUUCGCCCGCAGCGUAUGUACACCUCUCGAAUCGACGACGCGUUCUCCGCCUCGCGCUGGAAAGUCUGCCUGGCUGCCGCAGACGUCUGCUGCAGCUGCCUGGCCGUCGUCGAGAGCCGCGACUCGCCGACCGCCGUCGGCGACGUCGUAUCCCUCCGCGGCGCCCAACGCGGUCGCGGCGCGGCGGCCCCGCGGGCCCCAGGGGCCUGCCCGGCGCGCAUCGAAGACGCGGCGGUGCCCGACGGCAAGUACCACAGCAUCACCUUUUGGGUCUUUGAGGGCGACGAGGAGAAAGACGGGAAGUGCAGAGAAGAGGGCAAAUUCGUCGCCAAAACCCGCGUCGACGCGUUCCACGUGAACGAAGUCACUGCGCUGCAGCCUCACACCCGAGAGCCGCGGUUUUUCUUCACGUUGUCGAAGGACACGUACUUCAAGGCGUGGCGCGAGGUGGCGCCGCCUGGUGCGGCGAAGCGUGGAUCCAGGGCGGAAGCGUCUUCGAGUGCAUCGUUUUUCGCGUGCGUCUUGGAGGGGGCAUACCGCGGCCUGGCGCCGCUUGCCUGCUCGCUCUCGCUGGACGCGUCGCUUCUCGCCAUCGCCCACGGCGGCUCGCUGAUCACGCUGUGGAACCCCGCGUCGUUCUCUCUCUCGCAUUCGCUCCGCGUGCCUCCCGCCUCCACGCUGCGCGCCAUCGCCGGCGCGUGCGCAGGAGGCGCGGAGGCUGUGGAGGAGAGCGGCGGCGACGCCGACGCGCGCCAAGUCUGCAACAAACUCGGGCUCCUCGAGUCGCCCUACGGGCUUUUCCUCGUCGCUGGGAUGACCUCGUGCAUCGUCCUUUACGAUCUUCUCACGCUUAACAUCACUUGGGCCAAGUCCUUCGACUGCGGCGUGGUGGACUUUCUCUUCGUCGAGCCCGCGGGCGGCGCGCGCUUCGCCAUUGCCCUGGCGAAGCUCUCAACUGCGGAAGGCGCGGAAGGCCCGAACGGGCGGGAAGGAAGCGGAGAAGGCGAGUCCUGCGCGCGCCCGGCGUCCGCCCUCGCGCCGUCGCACGAGUUGUGCAUUUUCUCGCUGUCGCACCUCCCUCCUGCGGACGCGCCGAGAAGUGGGACUCAAAUGUCCAAGAAAAACAAAAAGAAAAACGCGAAAGAAGCUCACGCCGAGGGCGAGGAAGACCAGCUGCCGCUCCUUCCGCUGGUCGCGCCCCUUCAGGACUGCGGCGCGUUCGCGGCAGCGAGCGACGGCGAGGACGCGGACGGCGCGGCGGGCUCCGGGGUGUUCGUACACUGCGUCUGGCAGCAGGAGCGAAGCAGCUUGGGGCAGUCGAUUCUCGCAGGAUGUUUUCUGCCUUCGCCCUCUUCGGCGUCUCUUGCGUCGCCAGGCGACACCGACGAGGAGAGUUCUCUGAUACUGCUCAACGCGCGCUUCCAACUGGAGACUGUGCGCGUCCCUGCCGGCGCGGUCGCGGGUGUAGCUACACCGCACGUGAUCGUCGAGUCAGGCUGCCCCGAGCAAGAGGAAGAAGAGCAGACGAAACAGCGGAAACUGCAGCGACUCCUGCAACUCGAGACUGCCAAGCGCCAGGCGGCUGAAGAAGAAGAACGCGGCGAAGAAAUGGAGGCACCGGCCUCGUCGGACGUGGCGGGACUCUUUUGCAAGGCGGCGGCGCGGCGCGAGAAGAAGCGCGAGCGUGAGGCGGCGUGGGCGCUUGCCUCUGCGGACACUGUAGGGCCUGCGCCUGGCGCGCUGCUCCAGCGGCUCCUGGGUCAGUUGGGCGGAGACGAGGAGGCGGCGGCGGACGGCGAGGCCGCGGGGAAGCGAUCGCUGUCCGCGCAGGUCCUCGCUGCGACGCGCCUGGGCGAAGAACACGACGCGAGUGCGAGGAUAAAGAUGAAAAAGAAGAUCUGCGCCGAGCAGCAGAUCCAGCGCGACAGAGAAGAAACCGAGGCUCGCCUGGCGAAGGACGAAAAGGAACGGGCUCUCAAGCGCGUCCCCAAGGGCCUCCUCGCGUCCCUCGCGUCAUCUGCCGUCGAAGAUGCCGAAGAGUCAGACUGA
Messenger RNA from Besnoitia besnoiti, 4410 nucleotides. Its product is annotated as WD domain, G-beta repeat-containing protein. Gene Ontology annotation, molecular function: RNA binding; protein binding. Lineage: Eukaryota; Apicomplexa; Conoidasida; Eucoccidiorida; Sarcocystidae. The coding region runs from base 1 to 4410 and encodes 1469 amino acids. The transcript is spliced from 6 exons. Gene Ontology annotation, biological process: positive regulation of rRNA processing; positive regulation of transcription by RNA polymerase I. Gene Ontology annotation, cellular component: nucleolus. The record is from RefSeq and is a predicted model, not a curated record.